UCCACCUCUCUCGCCGCCAUUGUUGUCGCCGACACCCAUCUCCCUUCGUCACGUUGUGGCAAACGAGAUAACAAAUUUAGCAUUAUUUUUCAUAUAGUAUUGUAUCAUAGGAUUGGAAAAAAUUUGAUUCCGAAGGUAGUGCUUAUUCGAUAAACUCUUGAUUUACUGUAUAAAUUCAAGUUCAAUUGGUGAAAGACACUAUUUACUCCAUGAAGUUCGGAGGUUCGAUUCCAUCCCAACCAUUGUAAUUUUGUAUUUUUUUUAUUUAUUCGAAAAAUUUACUGGUUCAAUCAAGGACCUGGGCAGCAUUUGGACUGGAGGCAUAAGCAUCUUCGUUGGGUGGCGGGAGGCAGUUCGAAACUGAGCACCAGCCCUGUUGUCUAGCCGGCGGCGGUCGGAGGUUGCUCUGGGGUUUAAGAAGUUCAACAAUCAGUAUCGACCAAGGUUCGUAGUCUGAAGAUUUGGGUGCCGAAUUUUGCCCUUCCUUUGGUUAGAAUGGACUAAUUGGAAAUGAUUUUGUAAAGGUGGGGUCUGUGGGUUCUGAAUGUUCGCGUGGCACUGUUAUUAUUUUGGGUAUCUGCAUCAAAUAUGGAGAGGAAUGCUGCAGCUUGUGCCAUGGAAUGGAGUAUUGAGCUAGAGAAGGCUCUUCGUUCCAAGAAAUCAGGUCGAGCUGCUGAAGCCAUACUUCAGAUUGGGUCUCGACUUCAGCAAUGGAGUAGAGAGCCAGAACCAAAUGUAGCAGUGUAUAAUAUGUUUGACCUUGUUACUUGGGAAGAUAGGCUAUUUUCCAACACAAUUCUCUUACGGCUUGCUGAGGCAUUUAAGUUUGAUGACAAGCACAUUAGACAUGCAGUCGUUAGGGUAUUCUUAUCAGAGCUCUACAGCCGUGACAAGACGAGAAGUAAACAAUAUCAAGGAAUUCUUUCAAAGGCCAGGGUGCAAAACCACCAUGAAUUACUGACUAGAGUGAAGGUUGUUCUUGAUGGAGGGGAUCCCGAGUCUAGGGCACUAGCUUUGGUUCUAUUUGGAUGUUGGGCGCAUUUUGCAAAAGACAGUACCCAGAUACGUUAUUUGAUACUUUCUAGUCUGUUAUCUCCCCAUAUCUCAGAGGUAAAAGCAUCUAUAUUUGCUGCAGCAUGCAUUGGUGAGUUAGCAGAUGACUUUGCACAAGUCUUCUUAACGAUGUUGGUUAAUAUAAUGACUCCGUCUGCAAAUUUGGCCAUUAGAAUGGCUGGAGCUCGAGUGUUACCAAAGUUGGGAUGCUCACAUUCAAUGGCAAAAAUGGCCUACAAGGCUGGACUUGAGCUCACCUCAGACUCUUGUGAAGAGGAUUUUUUGGUUGCAAUGUUAUUUUCACUAUCCAAACUGGCUUCCAUGUCAAUAUUUAUUAGUUCUGAGCAGGUGCAAUUGCUUUGCUCAUUUCUUAGCAACAAAAAGUCUGUGCGUGUGCAAGAAACAUCCUUAAGAUGUUUGCAUUUUAUUUUCAUGAAAGGAGCAUGUCAGUUUACUAAUAUGGCAUGUACGAUCAGGGUUUUAGUCAAUGCACUAGAUGAAGACAUGCUUCCAACUACUUUGCAUUGCGAUGUUUUACGACUGUUGCAAAAGAUUCUUUUCGAUGUGCUGCCAAAUCCUUCUUUUUUGGAUGCAAACGAAUACUCUAAACUGGUAACAGCUGUGGAGAGUGCAGCCCGAUCUCCAAUGAAGUUAAAGAGCCUCCUUGCUGUCCAUACCUUGGUGAAUUUAUCAUUAAAACUUUCUGGACAAAUGGAAGUAGAAUCAGGAGGUCGUUCGUUCUCUUUGUUGCCAUCAAAGGUUAUUUCACUAAUCAUGGAUCAAAUUGCAUCAUUAGGAAAGAUGUUAGUAGAUCUUUCUCAGUCAAAGUCUGAAGUGUUUCAAGAAAUUAAAGGGCUGCUAAACCUUCUCCUGCUCAUUGUAAGAGAACAUUCAGACCUGUGGAUUUUGCUUUUGGAUAGAAUAUGUUUGACUGUUAAAUUAUUUAUGGAUAUAUAUGAAGAUUUCAGUGAUAGCCAACAAACAGAUAUGAACUUUGAAGGAGACAAAAAGAAUGAUAUCAGCUUGAGAUUUGCAUUCAUUCUAUAUGGACUUGUGGCAAUCUGCAUUGGUUACAUUGGUCAAGUUGUCUCCAUCACCCCUGAAAUAUUUGACAAGGUGAAACUAAUGGUCAACAGUGUGUGCAAAAGCUAUUUGUUCAGUCGCCAUACUUGCAUGACCUACUCCUUGCUAUUGAACUGUAAAUUCAUUUUGAGUUGCAGGAUAACUGAGGAUUUUAGUACUUGGAAUAUUGACAGGUUUCCAUGUUUUACUUUUUGUGAAGAUUUAACUGAAAACGAGAUUCUUACGCUCGAGUGUGCAAACAAGUUGCUAAAGGAUGGGGAUGAAUGGCCUACUUACAAAGCUGGGAGACACGCAGCAUGUCAUGGAUCGUGGUUUGCUGCCACCUUGAUUUUCGGCCAUUUAGUGUUGAAGGUUCAGUCUGAUAUCUUCCAUUGCUGGUUGAAAUCUUUGUUUCAGUUUGCUCUUGCGGAGAGAAAAAUCCACUUACUGCUGUUACCACAAUAUGGUUCUGGUUUGGCUAACUGGUUAGAGAAGGAAAUGAUUUUAGAUAUGUUUUCCACUGAAGAACCAAUAAACCAACAUCAAGCUGGGAGUAUCACUGAGGCCAUUUACUACGACAAGCUUUUGGAGGCCCACCAGUGUCUUUGCUCUUCAGGUGAGACCUUAAAGGCGGCUGCUGUUUCACCGGUUCGAGCAUUUUGUUUCCAGAGAUGGUUUUUGUCAUUAAGAGCUAGGGUUUUAGGAAAUGUGAGGAGCAUACUUAAGCUGUUGGAAAACAUAUCAUAUUGCAACAGUAGUGACUAUGUUAAGCUUGGGACAGUUGAUACUGUUGCCAUCCACGAAACUAUGAAAGAAUUUAGCAAAUUAUCUUUAUUGAUAGAGAGGUUGUCCCACGAAUUGGAUCUGAUUGUAACAUCUUUUAUUGGAAUAGACACCAAGAGUUCAAACGUUAUUUCAGCCCUUGCAUUGAAUUGCUCUCUGUUGGCCUUCUGUACUGGUUUUGCCUUUCAUGUUCCAAACUUGGCUACAACUCUAAUGACUGAAAAUGUGGAAGAUUUCAGAACUAAUUUACAUGCUGAACUCAUUCAAAAUCUGGUUGGUAAGUUGUGGUUGGUGGACAGUGAAACAAGUAAGAUCCUUCUACAGCUUUUCGAGAUCACUGGUGGACCAAAUAACUGCUUGCGUUUGCCCUCAAGAAGCCAAAUGUUAGAUGUGGGAUAUGAAAUAAGAGACAUUUUUGCUCUCUGUAGUUAUGCUGUUUCCGAGGUCGUCGGUUUGCAGAGCAAAUCGAAUGGAACGAAUGAGGGGACACUUCUCCAGGUUAUCAAGAAUGGCAUGCAGUUUUUAUCGAACAUUCUUACGCGGUGGAUGAGCAUUCCAUUCCGAGUGCCCAAGUACUUCUUUUGUGUAAGGCCUUGCGUUGGGUCCGACCUCUUUGCCUCUACGGAUGCUCGUAAACCGGAUGGAAUAUCUAUCCCAUUCGGCUUCCACCUAUCAUUAAAUCUUUGUCUUCAACUGAGAAACAUCCCGCCGAAUACAUCAGUUCAAAUAACCAAGAUGUACUGCAUUUUGUAUUGUGGAUUAUCCUUUCAGGAACCGAGGCACACCGGCGAGAACAACGAACCAAAACAGCAAGCUUGUGAAGCUUGGGAGAACGACGACAUGGUAGCAAUGCAGAACAAACUGUUCCAUUAUGUGACCGAGUUGAGCAAAAACGAGGCCGAUGUUGGCAAGCGUGGAACCUCGAGUUCUCGCACAACCGAGAGGGUAGUAGAAGUGUUUGUGCAGUUUGAACCAGAUGAGAAAGGGCAAGGAUUCUCAAAUUGCUUGCUUGAUGUGUCUAGUUUUCCUGUUGGUUGUUAUAGAAUCAAAUGGUAUAGCUGCUGUGUUGAUAGUGAGGGGUCUUUGUGGAGCCUCCUCCCUUUGAAUUUUGGACCAUUAUUUACUAUCCAUCAACUUCCAUUGGUUGGGUGAUUUUGCAUUGGGCUUCCCUCUUGAUUUUAAUUUAAUGAUUUAUAUAUUUGAUGUAGUUAG
Momordica charantia (bitter melon) is the source of this 4110-nucleotide messenger RNA. RefSeq names its product ARM repeat superfamily protein. The record is from RefSeq and is a predicted model, not a curated record. Gene Ontology annotation, cellular component: integrator complex. Gene Ontology annotation, biological process: snRNA 3'-end processing. NCBI's taxonomy places the organism in Eukaryota, Viridiplantae, Streptophyta, Magnoliopsida, Cucurbitales, Cucurbitaceae.